Misgurnus anguillicaudatus (oriental weatherfish) is the source of this 3525-nucleotide messenger RNA. It is a transcript of the gene gemin4, whose product is annotated as gem (nuclear organelle) associated protein 4. The record is from RefSeq and is a predicted model, not a curated record. Gene Ontology annotation, biological process: rRNA processing; spliceosomal snRNP assembly. Gene Ontology annotation, cellular component: SMN complex. NCBI's taxonomy places the organism in Eukaryota, Metazoa, Chordata, Actinopteri, Cypriniformes, Cobitidae.
UUCAUUUAAAUUCAUGUAUGAGGAGAAACGUGUAAGACAUUAACACUUAAAAGUAAUGUUUGAACAAAAUUCGCGGAAAUAAUACGUAAGAAACAUCUAAUAAUUGAAGACAUCAUAUUUUGUAGCGCAUCGUAACGGUCGUAAUACUUUGUUGGCCUGGUCAUUCAAUGAAUUGGAGAUGAAUUACUUGAACUGGUGACACUACUUCAAACAAAGCAAUAAUGGACCAAGAAUCAUGGCUGAGUUGUGAGAAGACUGCUGUCCUGCAGGGUGGGUUCUUAUUGGCUAAUCAGAUAUGUCAACCCGAGCCUCUCUCCUCCCUGAAAAAAGAGGACUGGGAGCAGAUCGGACGUCCAAUCAUUAACGCAGUAAAAGAGAUAUGCGGAAAUUCUCUGGAAAACUCCAAAGACGGACUAUACUGGAAAAAGAAGAUUCUCUGUAUCGUGUGGAGUAAAGUCCUGGAAAUAAGAGACAGUGAGGACAUUGAUAUUAGAUGGAAGAAUGACCCGUUAUUUGCUGUACAGAACAGUCUUCCUGAGAUAAAUCAUACUGUCCUGUUUGAGCUGGUGAAGUCAAUGAGCUUCUCCUCUAUCUAUGUGGAGCUGCUGUUGUGCUUUCAACCCUCUGAAAGGUGCAAGGAGCUUGAGCUGAUGGUAAAUCACGUGACAGGCAACAGCACUGAAGAAGAUGUUAAGCUACUGUUGGAGGUGUGGUGGGAACUACUGAAAGGGAGGAGAGGAAAUCCCGAUACCUUAGACCAGGUCUUUACAGCUCAGUGUUCACAUUUGAUGACAUCCACAACAGAGCCAUCACCGUUGGCAUCAAAACGAUUCAAACCUGAUCCAGAAUUCACCUCCAUGUGUAUGGUAAAUAUACUGUUUGAAGGGCUAAGGAAAAUCAAAGAGUGUAUGACUUCCCCUGACAUAUGUUACCAUGCCUUAUCAAAUUGUCUGGACACACUGUAUACCAACUAUCUGUUAAGCGGUGCUACAGACCUCCCAAUAGAAAUUAAACUCCAACAUGUCUCUUGCACAGUAAACCUUAAAAAGAAAAAUGAAUCGAUGAAUGGUUUUGACUUGGUUGAAGUCAUACGUGAGGCAGAGAGAGACCUCACUGCUGCUCUCACUCCUGCUGAAACCAAGCCGUGUGGAAUGACGUUCAUCCAAGCCAUGCAGGUUACGCUUGAGACUAUUUGCUCCUGGGAUGUUAUGGGGCUUCUGAAGAUGCCCACCAAUGAUCCGAGUCCCAUGGCAAUCCGUCUGAAGGAGAGCCUAUGUAGAGUUUUAGCCUCACUGGAGCAGCCGUCACAUGCUAAGGACCUGGUUGGAAAUGGCCAAACUCUGAAUAAUUUGAGAGUAAGCUUGAAAGGAGUACUUGCUACUUUAUCGUUUACUCUCCCUGAGAGCUCUGUCUCAGAAUUAGCAAAUAUUUCAAUGAUCAUCAUAGACAAUAAUCUUAAGGGGUUUCAAGGCCUUCCUCAACUGUUUGCCUCCAAACUAAGCCAAGAUUUCAGUGUGGUUGAAUGGAUCAAGUGCCUUGAGAGAAAUAAGAGUGUGUUUCGGACAAAAGAUCUCGUGAUGACAUUGAUCUCCACGCUUAUAGCCAAAUGUCAAAGCGAUGCUGAUAUGCAGCACUGCAAACAGCUGAAGGAUGUUAUUGUGGACAUAUUCUGCCAGCUUUCCUUACCUGAAAAAAAUGCAACUCUUUCACAAAUACUCUCUAUAUCCAGAAAAGGCCUUCAUGGAUUCCUGCCCAGUUCUUUGACUGUAGGCUUCACCGAUGAGCUCAAUUUGUCCUUUAACAGCAUCAUUCAGAGCAAUACAAACAGCACCCUUGAUGCAGCCGUCUCUGCCGUGGCCCAAGUAGCUUUCCAAAACCCUGAAGCUGCCCUGCGCCGAUGCUGCCACAUGGCUGUGGUCAACCUUAAAACUCACACUUUAAUAGCUAAGAUUCUUCAGCAGCUCCCAGGUCUCAUGUCUUCACCAGGGAUUCACAAAAACACCACAGAUAACUUGCUGUGUAGAUGUCUACAAGAAACGGUGUGGAGCAAGUUGUCCUCGACUCAAGAGGAGAACCAGUUUUUGCAGUUCCUAACUGAGAUGAUGAAGUGUAACGUUACUGGAUCAUCAGGAGAAAUGCAGAGUUUCCUUCCUCCUGAAGAAGUCUUGCGUGCAUUCGUCCAACCACACCUCUUUUCGGCUCCCAGCUCAUGCAACUUAGAGUUGUGUCUGCGUCUUCUGCAGUCCGCCCUGACUCAGGAUAGCAAGAAUGACUCCAUACAUUGGGUAAUGAGCUGCUCUCCAUUUCCACUCAUAUAUUGUCUAGCUCAGCUCUUGAAUGAAUGUUGUAGGUGCUGGGAACAGCCGGUAGAGGGUGACACACUAGUUUCUAUGGAAUCGAAAGAGCUGCUUUUGUCUGUCCUGCACAAAUUGGGGACAAUUGUUGGGGAGGAGGUGGCCAAUGCACCAGACGUCUGGUCCAGAGCUCUGUUUUGGCUGUACAGUAAAGUCGAGGAUCUGGAUUGGACAGUGCGUUUUUGUCUGAAGGCAGUUUGGGGAGACCAUUUCAAGUAUGAAGUCCCAAGCUCUUUGUUGGCUGUGUGUGAGCUUCCUGAACACGAGUGGUCCGGCCUGCAGUUGGCUCAGUAUGGACAAGGCACUGGACUUUUAGCAUGGCUGGAGUGCUGUACUCUGUCAGACCAUGCUUAUGAGACACUGAUGGAGUCUCUUUCUUUGAACCUGCUGAAACCAGAUGAUGUUAACAUGUUUAGCAAAGGCUUGUUGGUGGCGGUGUCUCAAAUCCUCCCCUGGUGCACUGCUGGUGAAUGGGAAAGGCUAUUGAAAGUAUUACAAGAGCUCCUGCGGACCAGUAAGCUUUAUGUGCCGUACUCUUUAGAGUAUGUUGACUUUCUGCCAUUACUUGACCUCAGACCAUUUUCCAGCGAGUUGCGUCUAUCAGUGUUCCUUUUGCGAAUCUUUCAGCUGCUCUGUAGUUCCAGCUGCUCUGAUUGGCUGUCACCUCAAGGUUGGGCGCAUACAGGGCGGCUUUAUGCCACCGCAAUGAGGGGCAUUAUCAACACAGUCAGUGAAAAGUUGCCUUUGCCAUCCAUUACAGCAUCCCCAACAAGCUCAGAGGAUAAAAGUGGACUUUGCAGUCAGGAAGUCUUGUUUGUGUUGAGUCAACUCUUCUGUCACGUGCUGCACGUUCAGGUGAUGAUACCAGGCCAGCCAGAGUCUCUCUUCCUGUGUGCCCUUGAGAUUCUGACCCACUAUGAAACCGUGCUCUCCUCGUAUCCCGACAGCUGCACUGCCCUGCAGGGACUCAACACGCGACACUUCUUCACCACUAUCGCCGACAAUUUACAGUGUGCAGACAUGAAAGCUGUUCUCCACCAGAAGAUAGCUCAGUUAUGAGAUCAUACAAGGAACUCUGAACAGUGAGCUUUGACUUUGAAACUAUGAGUUUGAUUUCUGUGUUUUCCUUUUGUUCAUUACAGAAUACAGUAAAUAAAUAAUGAAUGCAUAA